AUGUACAAAGUGCAUAAGAAAGUAACAAACUGCAGAUUGGCGCUACUGAAGUGGAAAAAUAACUUCCAAGGAAAUGCUAGGAAGCGGAUUGACAAUCUGAAAAAGUUACUGGAGGAGCUCAAAGUUUGUGACUGUGAUGACAAAAAAGCAAGGAACAGGGAUCUUAGAAGACAAUUAAAGGAGGCUUACGAUGAAGAGGAACUUUUCUGGAGUCAAAAAUCAAGAAGGCUACAAAGGGAGGACACCACAUGGACUACAUCGAAAGAGGAAAUUGGAGAAGAAGUUGUGAAUCAAUUUAAGGAGCUAUUCGGAAGUAAGGGAGUGACUCAAACUGAUAUGACUUUGGAGGGAAUAUCACAGACAAUAUCAGACCACAUGAAUUCUGAACUAACCCAACCAGUCAAGGACAAAGAAAUUAAAGCUGCAGUUUUCUCCAUGAACCCAACCAAAGCCCCUGGUCUUGAUGGCAUGAAACCACUGUUCUUUCAGAAAUUUUGGCACAUUGUUAAAAAUGACAUCAUAAAAGCCAUUAAAAGCUUCUUUCAUUCGAGUCAUAUGUUGAAAGCUAUGAAUCACACAAACAUAUCCCUUAUUCCCAAGGUUGAGAACCCCACUGAGGCUGCUUUUGUUCCUGGAAGGCAGAUUUUGGAUAACGUGAUCAUAUCUCAUGAGUACUUGCAUUACCUCAAAAACAAAAGAGAAGGAUCUCAUGAUUUUAUGACCUUAAAACUAGAUAUGUCGAAAGCUUACGAUAGGGUUGAGUGGGGUUAUCUUAAGGAAAUCAUGGUAAAACUGGGAUUUUGUGCUAGAUGGAUCACUUGGAUUAUGGAGUGCAUCACAACAGCUUUUUUUUCCUUCAACAUAAAUGGAGAGCCUAAAGGAUAUGUCAUACCUUCAAGAGGAAUUAGACAAGGCGACCCUUUGUCACCUUACCUAUUUCUCUUAGUCUCACAAGGCUUUUCACACUUGCUGGAUCGAGCACAAAGGAACAAAAAGCUAACUGGGAUGAGGAUCAGUAGGAGUGGCCCGUCAAUAACUCAUCUAUUCUUCGCAGAUGACUCGUUAAUCUUUUGCAAAGCAGACAAGAGACAAGCUGAAGAAGUGAGGAGAAUUUUGAAGAUUUAUGAACAUGGCUCACGACAGGUGAUCAACAUGGAAAAAUUCUCAGUGUUCUUUAGUAGAAAUGUGGAACAAAAUGAUCAAAGAGAAAUCUGCAGUUGCUUGGAACAUAUAAAAGUGGUGAAGCAAGGGAAGUAUUUAGGGCUGCCAAUGGUCAUCACUAAUACCAAUGACCAAAUUUUUGGGUUCAUUAGAGAAAAAUGCAACAAAACGAUCUUCAACUGGUCCAACAAACAGUUAAGUCAAGCAGGAAAGGAGGUGUUGCUGAAAGCAGUAACCAUGGCAAUGCCAACUUACGCAAUGUCAUGUUUUAAGCUUCCAGUAAAGUUAUGCAAAGACAUCAAUGCCAUGAUGGCAAGAUUCUGGUGGGGGGAGGAUAAUGGGAAGAGGAAAAUGCAUUGGUGUUCAUGGAAAAAGCUGUCCACUGCAAAGAAUAAUGGAGGACUAGGAUUUAAAGACCUCCAAGGCUUUAAUAAAGCCUUGCUAGGCAAACAGAUUUGGAGGAUUCUCACGUGCCCCAACCUAUUGCUUAGUAAAGUGCUGAAAGCCAAGUACUACCCCAACACAUCACCACUAGUUUGUGAACGUGGAGUUAGGAAAAGAAUUGGAAAUGGGAAGAGCACCAACAUUUGGGAAGAUGCUUGGCUACUGGAUGGGAAGGAAGGAAAGGUAGAAGCCCCAAAACCCCUGGGAUGCAAGAUCACAAAAGUUAGCGAGCUGAUCUCCAACUUCAGAUGGAAAGCACCACUCAUCUUCCGGACCUUUAGCCCACAUGAAGCUAGGAAUAUACUCAAAACGUCUAUAAGUGUGACAAGUAGACCUGAUCGCUACUUCUGGAGUCAUAGCACAAAUGGAAAAUACACGGUCAGAUCUGCUUAUGAAGCUUUCACAAAGAAGGAUAGGCAGCCUAAUGCACAAGUGAGCAGAUUGGGAGAAACAAGUUGGACAGGGGGGAGCAACAAAAUCUGGAAACAGCUAUGGAAAAUGAGAAUAACACACAAGUACAAGUUGUUUUUAUGGAAGAGUCUACAUCAAGUGUUACCCAUACGAGAAGCUAUAUUUAGGAGAACGGGAAAGGGAGAACUAAUCUAUAAGCAGUGUGGAGAAACCAAUGAGACAGUUGAGCACAUUUUCUUCCAAUGUAACAAAGCAAAGUUGAUAUGGAAUAUGGCUCCUUUACAGUGGGAUGGGCUUCAUGAGUACACAAGUGAUUUCAGGAAGUGGUGGAGUAGGUUAAUGGAAGUAAAGGUGCGAAAGGAUGGAAUGCAACACAUUUGUUUAACAGUGGACAUUCUUUGGCACAUUUGGAAAUCUAGGAAUGAAGCAGAAUUCGAAAGCAAAGAUAGGCAUCCAAUGGAAGUUGUUCGAAAUGCAGUGAACGAUUGGGAGGAGUAUCAUCAAUGCCUACAGGUACAGCAACGUAUGAGCAUCUCCAAAACAGAAUUAGCAAACGACCCGGGGGAACUAGACCGAAACAUCCUGAGCAUUCAUGUAAAUGUAGGGCAACACAAGGAAGGACAUAAUAUGGGAAUUGGCAUCACAGCAACAAAUGCAAAUAACCAGAUUGGUGCUGCGUGGAUACUCAGGGAAAGAAGUACUGGAUCAGCUGUUUUGGACAAUUUGGUGGCUAUACAAUUGGCACUUUGUAAGCUAAAGGAACGCGGCUGGCAACACAUACAGGUUCAGACAUCAUGUAACCAGACUUUAAAGUUGAUAAACUGUCAAGCCCCAACCAACAUCUGUAUAGCAGGCCAUCUUGAAUGCAUCAAUGAUCUAAGCUUAAUGUUUAGGACAUGCUCAUUUGUUAGCCAGCCUAGUAAUGGUAGUACUAAUACACUCAGUUAUAAACUGAGUAAGCAAGCAAUGCACAUCUAUUUUGAUGAGGAGUUCUUUGAUCCUCAGUGUCUUAGUACACUUUUGUAA
Messenger RNA from Coffea eugenioides, 3042 nucleotides. RefSeq lists its product as uncharacterized. Lineage: Eukaryota; Viridiplantae; Streptophyta; Magnoliopsida; Gentianales; Rubiaceae. The coding region runs from base 1 to 3042 and encodes 1013 amino acids. The record is from RefSeq and is a predicted model, not a curated record. The transcript is spliced from 4 exons.